AUGCGACUACAACUCGCAACCCUGCAGUGCUCGCUAGCUGCAAUCGCCUACGCCUUUGUCUUUCUUACCCCUCUUGUCCAAGCCGCAGCGGACGAGAGAAGCCCCGACAUUCAUGGGGCGAUCAUCGGCGAAGGCGCCGGCUUCCCGGUAGCCCUGGACUCGUUCAACGGGCUGGAACUGCGGAAUGUGGAUGCAGAGGACGAGUCCAAUGGGCUCGAUCUGGUGAAACGAUAUCCGUCGGAUGCUAUCUCGAUGGCAAACAAUAAUUUUCAAGCCAGAUCGAUCGAAGUGGGCCAGAUCCAGUGGUGGUAUAUCCCCAAAAACGUCGUUCACGGCAAGAAGGCCGGGCCGAGCAAGGGGUUUCCGCCCUUUGCUACUCGAAGUUUGGACGAUCAGUUGGAUGAAGAAGCACACAAUGAGCUGCGGAAGCGAGCCGAUGAUAACAACCGAGUGCCCGUUUAUCUGUCGUUGACGACGUGCCAAGCACCCUCCACCAACAAGACCGAUGCCAAACCCUUUGACCAACUCGAGGUGUAUGUGUCGUUGUCGGAUAAGAUUGAAAUGCCUGGUCCAGAGCAUCAGGGCAACCCGCUGCAGAACAUGACCCGCGCGUCUGACGGGUACUGGAGCAGAGAGGUACAGGCCGACGGCGACGUAUUCGUCGCCGUCGUAGCGCCCAAUUCGACCGAAUACUCCGGGGAAUACGAAUACCAGAUCGCCGUUUCGAUCGAUUCAUAUUUCCACGUCGUCGACGAUAAAGAACCCUUUCUGUACUUCAUCGACGCAGAUAUGCGCGCCGCGCUGCUGGUCACGAACAACCUGACGGAAGCCGAGCCGGACUCGCCGACGUAUCAGGAGUGGAUGGAUCUCGCACCGCCUUACACCAUGUUCGCGCACGGUGUCAACGAUUCCGCACUGGCGGGCCUGGAGCGAUCGUAUUGCGCCCUGCAAAAGUAUGCCCUUCCCCAGGUCAGUGAAACUGAGGUGGGCAUGACCAAUCGCGGACUGGGGAAUAAGCCCAAGCAGCAGUUUUAUAUCACGGGACUCAAUCGGAGUUCGGAAUAUUAUGGGAUUCUGGCGAUGGCGGGAAAUUCCACGGCUAGCGGAAAUAAUAUUGUUGGUGGUGGUGGGAAGUUGUGGAAGCCGAUGAACUUUACUACCAAAGCUGAUGAUAACUGCGCGGUUCUCUUCAACCUAACCUUCUGCUCAGAGGUUGCGUAUGCCGUACCGUCUAACCCGGAUCUCUCAGUCGAAACCCUCCGGUCUAUCUACGAUGAUUACGCCGCGCAGAUGUACAAGAACUUCACCUACUCGCUGCAGCAAGUCCAAUGCAACACGACGCCCGAGUCCAUGUACUCGCUCGCAGUCGGCUGCUCCAACUGCUCAACCGCCUACAAGCAAUGGCUCUGCAGCGUCAGCAUCCCGCGCUGCGCAGACUUCCAAAGCCAGGAGUGGUACCUCCAAGUGCGGAACGCUGGCCAAAAUUUCAUCAAUGGCAGUUCCUUACCUGCAGAUGAUCCCCUCCGGCAAUCAGUUGCAACGAACAGGUCUCGCAAUCCCCUCAUUGAUACGGAGAUCAGGCCGGGUCCCUACAAGGAGAUUCUGCCGUGUUCGGAUAUUUGCUACUCGCUGGUUAGGGGUUGUCCUGCUGCGCUGGGGUUCGGGUGUCCCACAGGGAAAUGGCUGAAUGCGUCUUAUGGCUGGCGGGAUCCCAAUGGGGAUAUCACUUGCAGUUACCUGGGAGCGGCUUAUUACCUAAAUAGUUCGCCGAGGAUGCAGAUGUGGCUGGGGGUGUACAUGCUGAGCGGAAUGUGGACGAUUUUCUGGGCGUUUCUCUAG
Molecule: messenger RNA, 1839 nt
Organism: Penicillium riverlandense
Lineage: Eukaryota; Fungi; Ascomycota; Eurotiomycetes; Eurotiales; Aspergillaceae
Product: MID1 family protein
Exons: 2
Coding region: 1-1839 (612 amino acids)
Biological process (GO): calcium ion import across plasma membrane
Molecular function (GO): calcium channel activity
Source: RefSeq, a predicted model, not a curated record